Molecule: messenger RNA, 376 nt
Organism: Perognathus longimembris pacificus (Pacific pocket mouse)
Lineage: Eukaryota; Metazoa; Chordata; Mammalia; Rodentia; Heteromyidae
Product: 60S ribosomal protein L21-like
Exons: 1
Coding region: 26-376 (116 amino acids)
Biological process (GO): translation
Cellular component (GO): cytosolic large ribosomal subunit; ribosome
Molecular function (GO): structural constituent of ribosome
Source: RefSeq, a predicted model, not a curated record
CGCCAUCUUUCAGUAAUUUGCCAAAAUGACGAACACAAAGGUAAAGAGGAGAGGUACCCGAUACGUGUUCUCUAGGCCCUUCAGGAAACAUGGAGUUGUUCUUUUGUCCACAUACAUGAGAAUCUACAAGAAGGGUGAUAUUGUAGACAUCAAGGGAAUGGGUACUGUUCAAAAAGGAAUGCCCCACAAAGGUUACCAUGGCAAAACGGGAAGGGUCUACAGAGUUGCCCAGCAUGCUGCUGGCAUUGUUGUGAACAAGCAAGUUAAGGGCAAGAUCCUUGCCAAGAGGAUUAAUGUGCCUAUUGAGCAUAUUAAACACUCUGAGAGCCGAGACAGCUUCCUGAAACGAGUGAAGGAAAAUGACCAGAAAGAGUAG